Caenorhabditis remanei is the source of this 1392-nucleotide messenger RNA. RefSeq lists its product as uncharacterized. The record is from RefSeq and is a predicted model, not a curated record. The transcript is spliced from 12 exons. The coding region runs from base 1 to 1392 and encodes 463 amino acids. NCBI's taxonomy places the organism in Eukaryota, Metazoa, Nematoda, Chromadorea, Rhabditida, Rhabditidae.
AUGUCGGAGGAGACAUUCGAUUUCAGUGGGAGUGUUCCAGAAGAAGUUCAGACACUUCUGACAAAUUCAGAAGUGGAUCCGGGACUUCUUUCAAAUGAAACGACUACGACAAUGAUCUCAGAUAUUCUGAGUACUACCACUAUUCCUCCAAUUCUGAUUGACUACCAUCCGAAUCCAUUUCGAAUUGGUUUUCUUGCAUUCAAAUGUCUCCUUAUCAUCCUUCUUCUGACUAUCUCCUGCACCAUUCGUCGAGAUUUCUUCAAAUUCUUCGUAUUCUUCAUCAUAAUUCCACUCUUCAUCGAAACAGGAUUUGACGUUUUCACUGAGAUUCAAGCCAGUAUUGCCAUUUUUGGAACUCAACAAUUCGACUGGGAAUACUUCAAUCUCUCUCCAAUAGCAAACGAGACUGUGACUGAUUGGCAAAAACACGCCGUUGAGAGUUACGGACAGAUUCUUCAAAAGUACACAACUUAUCAAUUGUACACAAAGGACCAACUCUUCUCAAUUGUGUCCUAUGUGGCUGGAGAUUUCAUCUUCUGGAGUCUUCUCUUCUCGACAACUACCGUAUUCCAUUAUGCACACAAAGCAAUUGUCCGUCCAGAACAGAUCACUUACGAUCCAAUUUGCAGUUCAUUCUUCAAAAUCCAAAUCAUUCCUGUCCUUUUCACUGCUGUCGACACUCUGAUUUCAAUCUACGAAAUCCCACAAUGGGCCUAUCUUUUCAUUCUUUUCGUCCUCAGAAUCACUGCUUGCGUCCUCACAUUCAUCAUCGUCACUCAAUUUUUCGCCUCGCUCUUUUUAUUCUGCCGCCGAAAGGACGAAGUGACGAAGACAUCUCCAUAUGAGCACGUCAGAAACAGUAAACUUCGUUUGUUCCUUUUCGUCGUUUUCAGUAUUCUGAUUCACGCUCUCUCUGCUCCAUAUCUCAUCUGGUCUGGUUUGACAAUUGCUUCGGAUGUCGGACAUCUUCUUGGUUUCGACUGCAAAGUUGUGCAUACAAACUUGGCAGAUUAUGCUACCGAACUGCUAGAUGGAACCGAUUCCACAACGAAAAGUACAAUUACGGAUGAUCUACCAAACCAGUUGUUUGUGACAUCGUUACUAUCUGUAUGCUCUGGUGCAGUUGUCAUAGAGUGGAAUAGGAUAUACGGAGGACUACUCACUCCUAGAUUGAAAGCUUCUAUCAACUAUUCAAGAAUUUUAAAAGAUAACAAAGAAUUCAUUCCUUUCUAUGAUAUGGAUUGGCUGUUCGGAGGCAAGUACAAACCUUAUUGUUAUGGUUGCUCCGGGCCUUCACUCAACCCGGAUAUGGAUAGAACACCUGACGACCCAGAAAGUCGUUCACCAACCAAAGUUCGUGAAGAAGGAGAAAAACUGAAGAAGGACAGCUGA